AUUCAUACCACAUCGAGGGCAGCGGACGCUUUUCACGACGGCAAAUAACAAAUUUACGAUCCGAGAAUUCAUAAUAUUUUUUUCUAUUAAAAAUAAAAAUAGUAAUACAUAUAAGAAAACAGUGUCACCUCACCUACGAAGUGUAUGUUUGAGUGUGGUGUUGUCUAAGAAUUAUGACAUUUAUAACUUUAAGUUUACGAUUGCAACUAAUUUUAUGGACUGUUAGAGAAUCUUACUGCCUUAAAAACAUAGAAAUAAAAAUACCCGAUGCCGCCGAGAGGAAUGCUAAAGUGGUUUUGGAAUGUCAUUUCGAAUUGGAAAAACAAAAAAUGUACAUUGAGGAGUUAUACCAGGUGAAAUGGCAUCAUGAGAAUGUGGAGUUUUGUCGCUACGAGCCUCGUAGUGUGCCGCCAUUGAAGAUUUUUCCUAUUGAUGGAAUAGAUGUUGUAAGGGAAGAAACCACAGAACAGAAGCUGACAAUAAUCCCCAGAAGCCGCGGCGCUGCGCAGGGACACUACAUGUGCGAGGUGACGGCUGAUUACCCAUCUUUUGAAACGUUACGGGCUUUGAGACACAUGUACAUUGUCGAUUUGCCAAAAGAUUAUCCUGAACUGACGGAUUUGAAAAGAAAGUACAAGCUGGGAUCAAAAUUAGUAGCAAACUGUUCCAGUGAAGAGUCCCUGCCCGCUGCCAACCUGACAUUCUUCGUCAACGGUUUCCCGGCACGGCCUCAACACAUAUAUCGUCGAGUUGACGGCGUCUCGCCGAGUGGUCUGAUGAGCUCAUACAGUUCUCUACAGUUCACUGUGCAGAGACGACACAUAAACAAAGAAUUAAAAAUAAAGGUGAAAUGUGCGGCGUACAUAUAUUCGAUCUACUGGAGAACGAAUGAAAAGACGGCCAUGUUGGAUUAUACCCCUCCCACCACUACCCCAUCUGCAUGGAACCAACGCGAAGAGGCUCUAGAGAACAUAAAACCAAAACCGACUGCGGUGAAAGCGAAAGCAGAUUCGGCAGUUAUGAAUCGAGCGAAUGUCUACUAUCUUGUAUAUACCAUCUCAAUCACAUUACUGCUCCCUUCAGUUUUAAAGUAAAAUUAAUAAUAUAUUUAGAAAAAAUAUAUCAUUAAGUAUAGUAAUAAUUGUCCACAUGUGAACUUGGAGAUGAAUCAUCGCCGUAUCGGCUGCCACAUAUCCACUCGUAAAGCCUAAAGUCAAUCAAGUACGGAUCCACGGAAGGAAGGAACACGCAAACCUGCUCGAACUUAUGACAGUGUGUUAAUCAACAUUUUGUCGGGAGUGUCGCCACACAAACACCGCCGCCAUCCGAGCACUAGCUCCGUGUUUCCGAGCGAGACAUAUUGUUACCUAUCAAUGAUCUAUUUAUUUAACUUUAUAUAACAAAACCAUACUUGUAACGUUUCCUUAAAACAAAAC
Plodia interpunctella (Indianmeal moth) is the source of this 1436-nucleotide messenger RNA. RefSeq lists its product as uncharacterized. The record is from RefSeq and is a predicted model, not a curated record. The transcript is spliced from 7 exons. The coding region runs from base 174 to 1094 and encodes 306 amino acids. Lineage: Eukaryota; Metazoa; Arthropoda; Insecta; Lepidoptera; Pyralidae.